Stylophora pistillata is the source of this 16987-nucleotide messenger RNA. RefSeq names its product E3 ubiquitin-protein ligase rnf213-alpha. The record is from RefSeq and is a predicted model, not a curated record. Lineage: Eukaryota; Metazoa; Cnidaria; Anthozoa; Scleractinia; Pocilloporidae. Gene Ontology annotation, molecular function: ubiquitin-protein transferase activity; ATP hydrolysis activity.
UGAUUUCCAAGAAACGAGUUUGCUAUUCCCAAGGCUCAUUUAAAUGCAAUUUCACGAAGAACGUCCUACCAUUCAGUGGCUGUUUGUCUCUUCGAGUUGACUAGCGCGAAAUAACGAGAUGCAGCCGUGGAUUAAAUCGAUGGAGUGCCCAAACUGUGGAAGUACAGACUUGCUUCCUAGAUUCAAAUGCUGCCCGGAAUGUGGUUACCGUCUGGCAAACGGUCAAAUUAUUCCCCCAAAAGAGCAAAAGAUCGCACCACGUGUUACGAGCGAGCAACCGAGAGGCGAUGGAACAGCGGAAAAACAGGAUACUGGUGCAGGUUUUGGUCAGAAUGAGCAGCUUUCAUCUAAAGAUAGAGAAGUAGAUGAAACUUUGUCAAGUCAACAAACUCAACCAGGACAGCCAGGCGGUAAUGGUGGUUUUCCCAUGGUUCAUAGGCCAAUUGAGAGGAAUACUGGACCACUGGAAAGCCAGCGUCAUUCAGCGAGCACCCCACCAACACCCCUAGUAACAGGGGCCUCAUCUUCAAUGGGAGACAGUGGUCUGCCGUAUCAGGUUGGCGCCUCAGCCCCUCUUGGGGGAGAAGAGUUAAGUUCACCGGAUAAACCAAGGGAUACACAGCUACCAGCGUUAAAACAAGAGAGGCGGCCUAGUUUUGACAACAAAGUGGGAUUGAACGAAGGUUCUUCAAGUGGAGAUAAAACCCAAACAGCCAUGAAAGGUGAAACCUCUAGUGGUGAAAGCGUGAGGGACUCAGCAGAUCUUGAAAAUGGUGAAUUAGAUACUUCUCAGACAGGAAGUGAUGAUGGAGCCAGUAUUGCAGAGAAAGAAGUCACGCAGUCAAAGAAAUCAUUUGAACGAGCUCCAGACACUUCCUCGAAUCAGCAACAGAAGGGUAAAGGCAGGGGAACAAAAAAGAAGGCUGAUCCAGUGAAAAGUGGAAAAGACCAUCACCCUCAGCCAUCUGGGCAAUCUGUUUCAAGCUGGAAUGUCAAUAAAAAUUCUCAAAAUCCCGCGUCGCUUUCCCCUAAUGAAUCAACUACUCAGAAAGUUGCGAAGGACAAAUCUGCUUCGGAACAGGGAAAGAAAGGCUCGAAGAUAUCAAGAAAAACGAUUCAGCUAUCCAAGAGUGGAGGUGGAAAAAUGGACGACGAAAAAGUUGAAAGCACUGCUCUGGUUCAAUCAUCCGCCAAGGGGAAAGAACUUGUCGUAAAACAUCCUCUAAGUGACAAAAGGAACAAUGAUGAUUCUAGAGAAAGUGCAGAGACUACUGGAACAAGGAGUGGACAUUGGUAUCAAAAGGGUAAAAGUCAAACGCAAACAGAUAGUGACCUAACCCAACGAAGUGGUAAAGGAAAGAACAAAGGAGGAAAUAUCGACACAACUAGUAACCCACCCUCUACGUCAGCCACGCCAACUUGCUUGAAGCAAGUAGAACCUGAAUUAGGGGUUACUGUAGUGUUCCAUGUUUUGCUAGUGUCUAACAUAAAAAUGGAAGAGGAAUGCUUGCAUAUACGGGCCAAUGGAGAUGACCUAGGAAACUUUGACAUAAACUGCGUUGACCUAGAAUGUGUAGGGAAUGCCGAACGGAGAGACAAAAAGAAGCUUAAACGUUUCAAGGGUCAAUUUGCUCUUAGUAUCAAUCUUGCCAAGAAAGGAACCUUUUACAAAUACGCAGUGGUUAAGAAAGGAGAUGUUCACUAUGAAUAUCUGACUGAGUUUGAACCAAGAUAUCGUGGAGCAAUUGUCAAUCGCUUUCUUCGCAUUCCGGAAAAGUAUCUUAAGCCGGGAGAGGUAUGGCAGCAAUAUGAUGGAGUGUGCUACAUUAACGGUGAGAGGAGCUGGUGGGAACGAGUUUACGAUUGUAUACGUAAUGAAACGGUGGGAAAUCGCACAGCAGCCGUGCUUACUUACUUGCCAAAGUGGAAAGGUUUUCUUGUCGGUGGCGCUGGACAGGAAAUGAAAGCAACAGAGGUGUUUGUGGAGCUACAGAAAGUUGUUGACGGUCUGACCAACUCUUGGGUUAAGGAGAGCGACUCACCGCCUGAAAAGAAGCAGCCAGCAAACUUCGAUAUUAAGAAGGUUUUCAUGGACCUCUUGGAACCUAAAUUCAAGGAAAACGCUGAUAUACUGUCCCAGAGUGGAGUGCGUUUGGAAACCAAAGCUUCAGCGUUGGUUUCAUCUCUGGCAAUUGUCAUACUUGUCGAGAAAUACAAACUAUACCUUCCAAGGAAACACAAACUCACACUUUUAAGUUGUUUGUCGCUUGAAGCAGAUCCCACGGAGAAAAAAUGUGCCACGUAUGAAGUCGUUCUAGAAGAGUUUAGUGAGGGCCUAAGAAAACAUGCUGCUGAUGGGAUUGAGGAACUUUGCAAUGAAAUCAUGACACCCGCAUGGGAGCCAGUUAAAGAGGAUUGGCUGUUAGCCGUGCCACUACUCCAUUUCUUGAGAGGAGAUUCAAAGCCAUGCGAAGAGCCUGAUGUUGAAGGAUCUUACCACAGACCAGAGUGGUUUGGAGCGCAGAACCUGAAAAUAAAAGAGUUUCAAAGAUCAGCAACAGCAAUAAAUUUUCCGGAUGUAUUACUUCGACUAACUCCAUCCUUUGACGUUGACCCUCUGCUCAAGAGAACUUUCCUCGACGCCAUUCCUAUUUGGGAAUUAGACAGUAUUGUUACGUCAAAAGAAUUCAACAUUUGUGAUGUUUGCGUUGCCAUAGUUACAUUCUGUUCCCGUGAUGAUGUGCCUGCUGAUAAGCGGAAGGACGUUAUGCGUUGUGUAAAACAAAUGUGUUCUCAGCUAGAGGCGGUCCAGGAAUCAACUUGCAUUAACUCGAACACUCUCGGGUUUACAAUUUCAAUGUGUACACGGCUGGUGGAAACUUGUCUUAAAAAAUGGACCGUUCGUGAUAACCUGGAUUUCAUCUGCCAAGUGAUAAAGCUGCUACUUGCAAGCAUCUGCAGACAGAGACGAGAAGUUGAUGAGAGUGUGGAUCAGGAUAGAAGACAGGAAAACGAGAACAACGCCAUCAAAGCACUAUUAACAAGCCUCAGAACAAGGCUGAGAAGUGAUCUGUCUCCCGACAUGCCCUACUAUGACGGAGGCGAUGCUCUGGUUAAUGAACUCUUGUUGUGGAGUGAGCUACUUUUAGUUGCAGAUGAAAAUCAAGGCUUCACCACUUAUCGAGAAUUCUUGAUUGAUGAAUUGUCCAGUCGAGCAAGUCGGUUGGAGGAAAAGUACCUCGUUGAAAUUUUUUGUGAAGUGGACAUGGAUGCUUUUGAAAAAGGUGUUGGAGAAUUGUUCACCAACCUCGCAUUUGAGGCCGUGGAAAGGAUUAUUAACUCAGCAAAAGUAGGAGUAGACGAGCGAGUAUUUUACGUGAUUAAAAAUAAAUGUAAUCAACCGGAUACACACUCAAAAGCAGGAAAAUAUGGCGAACUUUUGUCGAUGUUUCUCACGAAGUCCUGGCCAAAGGAAGGAAAACAAACACACACGUCGUUUUUGGAUCGUCAGACUGUUCAAUUUCUUCUGACCUGGAAACCAAUGAGUGGAUUCCUCAAAUUCUUUGGAAAUGAGUCUGGAAGACGUGACAUACUUUCAAUCGCUGGUCAGGAGAGGUUGUCUCAGGCUAAGUUGUUAUUGGACGCUCUUGUAAGAGUUAUGUCAGACGGCUCAGUGACGGUCGAGAUUUUACUUCUUGUCCAGAAGCAUGAAACAACGUUUUUAGAGCUUUUGAAGACAACCUCCGGUGUAGAGAAGAACGAUGCUACGCUUAGCUUGGCCCAUCGAAUUGAAGAAAUUAAGGAAUUUCGCACAGUACGGGAAAAUGUGGGGAGAUUUAUUGCAUUGUGUGAUGUGGUCCCGCCAGUCGACUUAAGCCACCUUAGAAGUAGAGCGCAGCUGGAUGUCACAUCAUACAAGAUUCGCGAUUUGUGCAAACGCUUAGAGGACAACAAAAUCGAAGUCACCUUCUUCCAACUACCCGCAGCCGUAAAGGAGGUUCUCCCGAUCCUUGGAAGAGUUAGAGAAAGUUUGACGUUCCAAACCCUUUGGACAAAAUAUGAAAACAAAGCCCAAACUGCUAGAAAGAAUGACGAGGGGAAAAAACCACACCUUAAUCUUUCUGAUGUCAUUGAAAAAGUUUGGAAACCAGCUUUUGAACGUUGGACCCAAAAUGUUGCUAGCGUCAAAGAUGGAACAAUUUCUCUUGGAGGUGUCGACAAGCUCUUUGACGGCUAUAAAAAUCGCAAAAAGGAACUCGAAGGAGAGUUAUCCUUUAUGCUUAAAGUGAACACAGGACAAACAGUCACAAACACCAAAGGAUUAAAGAAAACUGUCGAAGAGCGAGUUGCUCAAAUUCAACGUUACCAGCACCUUGAUCAGUACUCUAAUGCAGCAGACACUAUCUGGGAGUUUAAGGAGGCUAUGGGUUUUACCGGGGACUUUAAAGUUGUUGAAGAUCUGCGUGAUCAGCUAUCAGUAGAAUUCAAGAAAAAGCCCUUGCACAGCAUUGGGGAAAGCUUUUCAAAGGCCGGUCAAGCUCUUCAGUGUUUGGACUUUAAUAAGGCUCAGUGCUUUAAAGCGGUGGUAGACAGUAAACGGCUGGUGGAGUGGUUACGUUCUACUAUCAAAUCCACCCAAGAGCUAAAGGUUCUUGUUGACUUGGCCUUGAUCUCUGCUGGUGAAAGCGACAUGGAAACUGACUGCAUAUCCAGUCUGCAUACCAGCUGCUUAGGCUUUGCUCCUCUGAUAUUUGACCUCAAAGAGAGUGAAGAACAAAGAGUGAACUUUGAUCAACUGAUGAACGCCUGUGAUCCUGUAUGGAAAGCAGUCGAGACGGAUCAGAUGUUACCCAGAAAACUGUGCGACACCAGCAGACAUCUGGACUGGCUAAAAACUGUCAAAGAGUCUCAUGGUUCGGUUGCUAUGACGUCGUUAGUGCAGGCUAAGACGAUCAACUCCAGUGGUGUGUAUGUUGUGGGUUAUUUGGAUACCACAAAGGAUCCGUCACCAGAACACGGAAAACGACUGUCAUUCAAAGAUGUGAUCCGACUGACGGUUCCCCUUAAGGAUGGAAGUGAAAAAGACCAGCGGAAAACUUACUCUAUCGACGAACUAAAGGAUUUGCAAAGUAAACUGAUGUUGAUUGCAGGAAAGGCUGAAAAAGGGAAGGAUGACGUGGAGCAGUUUGUGAGGAAUCUUGAAGGUGUCAUGCGUUUAGCGACUGCAUACAUCGACCUCUUUGAAUCUGGUUACAUUAAUCGCAUGAACUGGAACCAAGAAUUUCACUGUAGGAAAGACCAAGUCGCGGGCGAAUGUAUCGCGAAGGAACUAGAAGAGGAAAGCACAUUCAUGGAAACAUGUUACAUGAAGUGGAAGAAGAAAGUCAGCGAUGCAAGGAAGGAGUAUAGAGAAUUGAACUUCUUCACAACACAGCAACUAAUGACACUGAGGAAAGAAAUCGCCACGGUUUGCCGCAGCAACGGCCUCGCCCCGAGCAACAUUCAAGUACUCACUUUGCUAGAAAGCGUUCGUCCCAGUUUCACAAGCGAACACUUAAAAUCAGCAAUAGAGCGUGCUUUUAAGGACACAGAUUUACUCGAGAACCCCAGAGGUGCAGCAGAGCUGCCUUCGGUCACUCAUGUUCCUCCAGAAGACGAAAUGGUGAAACGCAGGUCAAUGUUUAACAACAACAACUACUUGGGUACGAGUUCCUCAACAGAAACCAGAACGUGUCAAAUACAACCUGCAUCUGUCAAGAAACCAAAGCCAAAGGAAACGUCGAAGAUUCAAAGUUUCUUGAAUGCAGCUGCCGAUGAUGGUUAUUCUGAUCAGAUCGCGUUGGCUGCUUUGGUGAGUCUGGGUGUUGAUGCAGAAGAAGACGACUUACUGUUGUGGUGUCUAGAAGAAGCCGACGAGGCUGACAUCGAGGCCCUUUACGAAGAUGCGAAGCGAAAUCCCAUGAUUGCUCGAGAAGUCUUCCCAGAGGAGGUAGAGUCUACUGAUCAGGAUGCGCCCGCCGAGGAUUUCCGUGAAAACGAAAGCAACUCAGACCUGGUACUGGAGAUGUCAUCCACGCCUACGGAAACCAUUGUUUCAACGCAGGUGGUUAGCAAAGACGAAGAUAACGAAACAAAGAUCAGUCAAUAUCUUACACUCCUCCAGCUUGGAAACAUCCUUAGAGAACUCUCAGUUCUUGGAAUUGGGGCGACAGCUCGCACCUUCCCGGCAUUUUUUAGAAGGGGAAGACCCAACCUCAUACUUGUUCCUAAAGAUGACAUCCUUGCUACAGUCCUCGCCCUUUACAUGCAUGACAAAACGCAGCCGUUGCCAAGCCAUGAAGAGGUGCUCCUUUGCACUCCUGACACCACCACAGAAGAGAUCGAGUUGCUAUGGAGACGUGCAGUAGGGGACAUGGAGGGCCGAUUUUACUGUCUCGUACAUGCAGAUGUGUUGGAUUUUUCAGUCAGUAAGCAAGCAGUGGAAAUACUUGGUGUAGUGACACGGGGACUUGCUGGCAAGGCUGGAGAACAUUAUGGCCUGGUGAUAAUCUGCAGUUGCGAGAAUGAAGAUCGUUCCAACGUAGUAGCAGCUCUUGAUCAGUAUCGUGUUGCUGCUCCACCUUGUCCUUCGCCAGAUGACCUGAAAAUUUACCUCAAGGAUCAGUUCCACGCACCUCCUUCUCAGGACGGAUACGUAGGUGGUAGUAAGAUUACUUGGACAACAGCAGGAUCCUUAGACCCAGAAAAACUCUCCGUUCGAGUUGUCUCAUCACCCCGUGGAGGUUUGGGAAAGACUCUCUUUGUUCGUCGCUUAACAGAACAGCUUCCUAACCUCGUAAACAACGACAUGGUUAUGACAAAUUUGCGAAGACAAGACUGUAAAACGUUCUUGCAUGUUACCGUACCUCUUCAUGGGAAUUCCACAGACUCGUCGAUGCUUGUAGAUGCGCUCCUUCCGCAUGCAGUAAAGGCAAAUGUACCGCUGUCCCGUAUAUUUCAUCUGGACGUGUCACCUUCGAUGAGACGCGGUCUGGACACCCUUAUUUUUAACCUUCUCGUCCUUGGCUAUCUUUGUGACAAGAUGGGGAGAGUGUGGAGGAGACGAAGAACAGAUUUGUACAUUAUUGAGAUUACGACCACUGCUCCCCUACCCAUGGGUCUCACAAGAGAGGAAGCAGCUCAAAGUCAAGGGAGACAACCUGGAAAAUGCACUAUGUCUAAGCGAUCAUUUUAUGAUCUGCUACCAACCAUUGAGUGUAAAACUCCAAGAACUGUUCUCUGCCGUUUGGCAGAUACUCCAGAUUUACAGGAUUGUAAUCCUUUGUUUGACGUCAAAGAGUUUCGAAACGCUCCAUUCCAGAGGGUUUAUCAAUAUCUGAAACUGUCAAAGGAAGGAAAGAGUCUGGACAAUUUCACGUUUUCGCCAGGCAACGUUGAUGAGGAUCGAAAGACAUGCCUUAUGCUCCUUCUAAGUAACUGCGGUAUUCCUGAUCCCUCAUGGUCCGAGAUUCGUCAUUUUGUGAGUUUUUUGAACUCACAGCUCCGAGAUUGCGAACAGAGUUUUUACUGUGACAUGCAGCUGAUGAGAUCAAUUUUAGAAGGACCCAAUGUGCUGAAUCUUAAAGGCUUCCGCUCAUUUGUUGUGCGCUUCAUGAUACAAAUGUCAAGGGAUUUCGCUACCCCAUCUUUGACAGAAGAGAACACUGUAUUUUAUGCUGAGGAUGACGCCGAACUUGAACGAAGAGAGAUCGAACAGUUUCAACUCAGGAGACGUUGGGAAAGCAGUCCUCAUCCAUACCUUUUCUUCAACCAAGACCACAUCACUAUGACCUUUCUUGGUUUCUUCAUCAAUACCGCUGGUGAUCUUGUUGACCCACAAACAAGACAAACUUUGGAAAAGGGUUUAAUGUCCAAACAAUUACGAAAUGGACUCCAGGCUCAACUUGUCGAUUUUGCCACAAACAUAGAGACUUCAAAGAAAGAGGACAAGAUUAGACAGUUAUGUUCCGUGUUGGGAGUAAAGCAGGAGCACGAUCCAGACAAAGCCUAUGAACUAACUACAGAUAAUGUCAAGAAAAUUCUCGCUAUUCAUAUGAGAUUUAGAUGCAACAUCCCCGUGAUCGUGAUGGGUGAAACUGGUUGUGGUAAGACCCGUCUCAUCCGAUACAUGUGCGGUUUACAAGCAGGUCAUAAAGGACCCCGAAACAUGCUCCUUGUCAAGGUUCAUGGUGGUACAACAUACGAAGACAUUAAGCUCAAAGUUCAUCAAGCAGAAGAGUUAGCGCGCGCAAAUCAAGACAAGAACAUUGACACAGUUUUGUUCUUUGAUGAAGCGAACACUACAGAGGCGCUGACCAUGAUAAAGGAGGUCAUGGUUGACCGAAGAAUUAAUGGUCGGCCUAUUGGACAAGGGCUAGAAAGGCUGCAGUUUAUCGCUGCCUGCAACCCUUACAGAAGGCACACGGACGAUAUGAUCCACAAGCUGGAGUCAGCAGGUCUUGGAUAUCAUGUGAAAGCAGAUGAAUCGGAAGAUCGGCUUGGUCACAUUCCAUUACGUCAUCUCGUUUACCGUGUGCACGCCCUGCCAGGGAGCAUGCGUCCGUUGAUAUGGGAUUUUGGUCAAUUGGAACCGGAUGUAGAGCGGCUGUACACCAACCAAAUUGUCAACCGCUACAUUGUUCAUGAAGGCCAACUAGUAGGAGACUCUUCAACAGUAGAAGCUAUCGCCGAGGUUUUGGCAGCCUCGCAGAGAUAUAUGAGGGAACAAUUGGAUGAGUGCAGCUUUGUUAGUCUUCGUGAUGUUGAGAGAGCCAUGCAAGUGAUGGUCUGGUUUUACAAGCACGUGGAUACACUUGGUAGACUUAUGAGAAAGGUGACAGCUGACCAACGAAGAGAUGAAGGGUUGGACGUUGAUGAAGAAGAUGAGGAGGAGGAAGAGGAGGAGCCAAUUACCCCUCUUACCCGUGCCCUUGUCCUCGCCAUUGGUGUUUGCUACCAUGCCAAGCUUCAGGGGCGGCGUGAAGAUUAUCGCACUGUCGUGGCACGCAGCUUUAAGGCGCCAUGCUUGCUUCCAGGCGGCCACAAGCAGAUUCUCCGUGAGAUUUCAAGUUGUCAAAAAGCUGUGCUAAAUGAGUUGGAACUCGGCCCCAAUAUCGCUCGCAACACAGCCUUGAGCGAGAAUGUGUUUAUGAUGGUGGUGUGUAUUGAGCUAAGGAUCCCACUAUUUGUGGUGGGAAAACCAGGCAGCUCUAAAUCUUUGGCCAAGACGGUUGUUGCUGAUAACAUGCAAGGCGAUGCUGCCAGAUCACCAGUAUUCAAGACCUUCAAGCAGGUCCACAUGGCAUCCUAUCAAUGCAGUCCUCUUUCAACCCCGGAGGGUAUCGUGGCGACCUUCCGUCAGUGUAGCAAGUUACAAGAAGGAAAAAAUCCUGAAAAGUUUGUGUCGGUCGUGGUUCUUGAUGAAGUUGGCCUGGCUGAAGACUCUCCUCUCAUGCCUCUUAAAACCUUGCACCCAUUGCUCGAGGAUGGCGUAACGUCUUCUGAUGACGUCAUCGAGACUGACGAGAAAACGCAGCGCGUAGCUUUCAUCGGAAUCUCAAAUUGGGCCUUGGAUCCCGCCAAAAUGAACCGCGGAAUCAUGCUGUCACGUGGGGUACCAAGCAAAAGAGAACUUAUGGACAGUGCAUUGGGAAUCUGCUCCACGGAUGAAGUGGUAAAAGCUCUUAUCCUGUCACUCAUAUCUCCUCUGGCAGCUGGAUAUGCACAGCUUUACGAGGAACAGAAAAAUUUUGCAACGUUAAGGAAAUGUGGCAAAGAAGAAUUUUUCGGUCUUCGUGACUUUUACAGCCUCAUUAAGAUGGUGUACGCGAUCGCUGCAAAGUCUCAACAGAAACCUAGGUGGCAUCAACUGGAACACGCUAUCAGGAGGAACUUUGGGGGCCUGAUUGAAGGAGACCCUGUAGAAAUAUUUAAACGCUACUAUACCGAAACAGAUGAUGACUAUGUAGCAGAAACCUCCACGACAAUAAGACUGAUCGAGGCAAGUCUUGGAAGGGAGGACGUAGCAGACAGAGAGAAUUUCAGUGAGAACCGUUACCUUCUGAUUCUGACUGAAAAUUACGCCGCCUUACCCAUCAUGCAGCAGCAUCUUUUGAGAACAACAGAUGAUGCAGUGGUCAUCUUUGGAAGCAGUUUUCCAAAUGACCAAGAAUACACUCAGAUUUGUCGCAACAUCAAUCGCAUCAAGGUUUGUAUGGAGACGGGAAGAACAGUGAUCUUAUUGAACCUUGAUAGUCUCUACGAGAGUCUGUACGACGCUCUGAACCAGUAUUAUGUGUACUUUGGAGGACAGAAGUAUGUGGAUCUUGGGCUUGGUACUCACCGCGUCAAAUGCCGCGUUGAUGAUGGCUUUAAAUUAAUAGUGAUUGCUGAAAAGGACGAGGUGUACAACAACUUUCCCAUUCCAUUAAUCAACCGCCUGGAGAAACACUUCCUUGUGACCUUAACAAGUUUGACUCCUGAGCAGAAGGACUUGGUACAGAAAAUGAGAACCUGGGCCGGUGAAUUUGCGGAGGUUCCGGGUGAAGGUAGACUUGGCAGAGACUUCUCCAUUGGAGACGCGUUUGUUGGGUUUCACGAGGAUACAAUUCCCUCCAUUGUCAUGCAAGUCUGUAAUGAAAUCGAGAGAGAAGACCACUUAUCGGAAAGUGAUGACUCAGAGGAUACAUGGGAAAUGAAAAUACUUCGAAGAUCUCAGAUGAUGCUUUUGGAGAUGGCUACACCUGAUGCAAUUGCUCGCCUUCCUCACACUGCUUUAGAAAGACGAGCCCCUCAUAUCUGGAAUGUCUACUUUAAAAAACAACAACACUCAAGUUUGGCGGCGUUCAUGUCGCACGUGCUCAAUUUGGAGGAUAGUCACCUUGAUGAAAAGCGUCAGGAGGGGCUCUUGAUUCAAAUUACUACUCAUUCACGUCUGCUCUGCGACAACGAUUUGGGAGACAUCUGCACUCUGACUGGCUUUGAACAGUCGACUGUGGAUUUCAUGACUCUUCAACGGUUCCAAACAGAGCAACAGUUUAGGGCCUCUGUCAGAACCUUUUUUGAACACCUUGGAGGAGAAUGUUCUGGUAUUCUUAUGGUUCAAUGUGAUUCAGGAGAUGAAAACUUCAACCUGAUUGCUGGUGCAAGGCACAUUCUGCUGGAAGAACGAACGAACGCACCUGAAAUGCUCAAUUUGUCUUCGGUGGAAGCUAUCCAUAUUGUGCUUAUCGUACAGCUGCCAAGAAUUGCUGGUGGAUGUCGUAACUUUGUCGGUUUCCAGGGUGGAAAAUGGAUGUCCGCUCACAUUGAUGAACUUCGUCCACCUGGUAGGCACACUCCUUCCAUCGAACAACUCAUCGAUCGUCCCAUUAGUGAGCUUUUUAGUGGAAACCUCAAUAAAGAAGAUGACGUUAUGCAAGCGGUGACGGUGGCGGUGAAGCUCCUUCGCAACUGUGUACAGGCAGCCGCUUGUAGAAUUGAUAGCGAAACGGAAUCAGCCGAACGGUCAACUCAUAGGAUUGAGCUACUUUUGGAUUUACUACCUGAUGACUAUCAAAGUCAGGAGGAUAAAGAGUCGUUUGCAAGUGUAGUAGUACGAAGAACACACCACCUCUUAGAGGAAAGAGAGCUAACAGCGGCAAAUCCACAAGGAUGGCUCCAAUCAGAAGCCCUGUCGGGAACAGGGGUGCAAGAGUGGGGCACCUUUCGGAAGGCACUUUUGCAGCGAGUGUUUUCAGUUGUGGUUCCUAUUUUGGCGGAGAUCAUUGCACUGGCAGACAGAGAUUGCAAUUUAGACCUGGUGAAGAAUGACAACACUUGGGUUUCGAGGCUGUGGCUAAAGAUUCUGGCAGACCGUAGCAUCUCAGAGCUGAGUUAUAACGACAUGAUAUCACCCGGCACUAAUUCUGUUCGAGAGCGUGUCCAAGUUAUUGGUUCUGGAGCGGGAAGUCAUCGUUUCUCUUGCCGAUUUCCAUUUUCAUUCAUUAUCAAGCAACGUGUGGAAAAAUUGUUGAAGGACGCAUUAAGUGUCACAGCUCAUUCUAGCGCCACUCUGUUGGACUCUUUUCGUGAAUUGAUCAGUAACUCGCAGGUGGGACCUCCACUCGAUGAAUUGCGCCGUCUUAGCUCUGCGGGAAUCCAGUAUCUGAUGGAUUUUGUUCACAUGGUUUACAAGCCUUCCAGCGAUAUGGAACUCGAGCUUGUUUACGAGGCCAUUCUUUCGUCGGCGAGAGAACUUGGUACUUUGGAAGAUGAGGAUGGUAAUGAGUCGAUUGAUGUAGCUCUUGUUCAUGUGGCAUACAGUAGAAUUCAACAUCGCUUAAAAUGUUUUGAGACACUCGUCAAAGCGAAUCCAGAUCUGGUACCAAGACUACGAGAAGCUCUCAAAGGAAAUGAGCCAGAAGUGCUUUUGGAUGUUAUAGCAUUGCAUAUUUGUCUUGAGGCACUCGAGCCAUCGCGAGAGCUGUUGCUUUCUCCGGACACACGACGAACUUGGUGUGACAGAGUUUUGUCUAUAAGACCAGCAGUGGAAGACAUGAUAAGGAAAGAGAGGUUCGAACCUGUCACGGAGAAAUGUUCAAACUAUGGAGAGAGAUCAACAGUAAUACUUGGUUACUGCAGGUCCAUGUGGCAGCGAACAGGAGCAGUUCGACUCUUUAUGGAACACGUAACUUUGUUCGCCGAGAAAGAUGAACAUGUCAAUUCAGCGAACGUGAUCAGGUUGUGGAAGGUUUUGGGAAAUGAAACGGACUUUUCAUCGCUGAGGUCGCUGCAGGCCAUUGAAAAAUUCUUGAUUGACUGCAGUGAAGACGUCAAGCAGAGAACCAAUGAAGAGACUGCUUCUGAGCUACGUCGUCGAUGUAAUGCCUUUUUCAUGGAGCUGGUGUCGAUAUUCUGUUUUGGUGACUCAGUGUCAAAGGACCUUGAACAGGAAGCUAUCACUCUACUUAUGUGUUAUGUUAUCGGUCAUCAGUCAAGUCAGACAAAGGAUUUCUCUCCAUUCCCUGAUCAUGCUAUUGACCCCACCCCUGUGGUGCGUUCAUUUCUUCUCCAGCAGCUGUUGCGCUCAAGUGCAAAGUUGACAAAGUUGGUGAAAGAGCAUCUGGGAGUUUUCUUACAAGGGGCUCGGAACUUAAAACCAGAACCUUCGCACGUCAAAGAAGUCUGUUUCUUAUGCGUCCAGUGCAUGGAGGAUAUCCUUAUCAGCCGUUAUCAAGCGAAAGUGGCCGAUUCGAAGUUGACAGUAAAACUCAAACAUGCCCGAAAGACUUGUGAAGAGUCAUUUAAAGCUCUUAGCGCCAUUGACGAAGAUUCUGCUGAAAUGAGCGCGCUUUCUCUAGAUGGGGUUGCCAAGGGACGUUACGUCUUCUCGCUGGUAGUAGAGUAUCUUUACAAAUUGUUCAUUGAGGGAGAUAGCAGCUACAAAGACCUUGACGCCAAGAGAGAAGUGAUGUUAUUAUUAGAGUCUGCAAGGAAGCUUUGCACGGAAGUUUCGAGUUCCACACCGCAGCUCUACCUGCUUAAACAGCUUGUCAGGCGGUAUGGCUUGGACUGUGUUCGGACUCUGGGUGGAUAUGAGGAACUGGCGUGGAUUCUACCACUAGAGGCCAGACAGCAGGAGGAGGAUGUAAUCCAAGACAGAUUUAUUGUUCAUGGAGACCAUUAUCGUGCCGUCCGUGAGGGGCUGGCCAAAACUGUCAUCAGUGAGAACAUCCAAGACAUUGUUACUGCCAUUACGGAGACAAGAUUACAGGAUGUCUCUAAAAACGUUGUUCUCCUCCUGGUGAUCUACCGUGAAAUAACGAUGGCAAAUGUUUCCCCAGAACAGACACAAAAUUUGUCUCGAGAGGUGAGGGAAAAGCUUGAUGAUUUCGUAAGAAAUGGAGGACACCUAGAUGAAACGGCCCGUCCUUUCGCCAAGGAACUUCUUGAAAACAAACAGGGUGGAAAUCUAAGGGAACUUCAAAUAUACAAUGGAAAGAGUCCACAGGAGCACGCCUUGGCUGAAAUUGUGAUCCAUACAGUCGUGGCUUUGCAGUGCACUGGUGCAGCAUCCUUGGCUCAGCCUCUUUAUGCUCUCAUGACUGAUCCAUCAAUUAUGAAAAAUUCAUUCCUACCAACAAUGCCUGAGGAUAACUAUAUUGAGUGCAUGAAGGCCAUUGCUGAAACUAUGAGUGGCACUGGUUGGGUUGGAGAGUGGUAUGAGUGUGGUAGUUGCAGAUAUGUGUAUUUCAUUGGGAAGUGCGCUCGACCAAUGGAGAAGGGCACUUGCCCAGAAUGUAAAAAAGUAUUGGGAGGGAAGGAUCACGACUUCUUAGGAGAAUACAGAGUUUCCGAAAAGAAAGACAGGACCAAAACUGGCCAUGCACUCGGAGAACCUGGCUCGAGACCUACGAACGCAGAACCUCAGAGAGACAUGCCACCGAUAGUGUGCGGUCUCUUGAGGAUUAUCAUGCACUCGGCUAUGGUCAUGGGAGCAUCUAAAUAUCCACAGGCAACCGGACAGCUAAUCACACCUUCAUGCCCGUCGCAGUCUGUGGAGUCUGUGGGACAGUUCAUAUGGCAGCACUUGCAGAGAGACCUUGAUGUUCUCAGUAUAGCACUCGGGUGCAGUGUUGAUGACGCAGCUCUGACAGUUCAUCUGGCAUUACAGCGCAUGAUCUCGCUAAAUGGGGGAAAAACUGAAAAUGUCCAAGAAAUGUUUCUUCAAACCCGGGAAAGUCGCCGUAGCUGGGAGAAAGCUUUUUGCUCUGAGAUUCUUGUUCCUGUUAUCACCCAUUUUGACGAGAAUCUCCAGAACGCCUCAAGACUUUUGAUGGGGGACGAGAGAUUUGGAAAAGAUCCGCUGGUGCGUCAACUUUACGAGUUUGAUGAACACGUGGAAGACUUGUCUCAAGGCGUCAGGCCCAUGUCUCGCGCUCUUUGGAAGUACUGACAGCAUAUUACUGUAGAGGAACUAAGUAGCUCUUUUCAAAGAGAAGUCCUUUCUGCUGGCAAAAAGGAAUUCAAAGUAUUGGACGCUUUCCUCAAACAGGAACACAAGUUGCGCUUCGUUCAGUUUCUGCCCGAUUUUGUUCGCCUCCAGCGUCUAUUGAUGGACAGAUUCCACAGACGAAUUGACAGAACAGAUGCUGAGAAUUAUACCGUCCGUGAAUUUCUCAAGAACCUUCCGAAAGGGUCUGUGAAAGAGGAGUACACUAAUCUCUUCCAGAGUUUUAAGAAUGCUUGGAAUUCUUGCAAGUCAUUUCUCGGUGAUCAAGGGCGCCUGCGCGUCCCACAAGACCUUUGUAAUACCACAAUGGACAACGACUGUGCAAUCGCGAUGGUUCUCCCCAGUACCACCGGGAUGGGAGUUUGCUCGACUUCACUUACCUUCUUCCUGGUUAAUGUAAAUAACGAGUCUCUGGGAGCCUACCGUAGUGCAACUAAUCAGGAUAGCCCCUUGGAGCGUGUUUCCGUAUCAGAGGUGACCCUGUCGCACUUGAUAGCCUACGAUCCUGAGAGGGACCUGCUGCCCCUCAUCCUGGCUCACUGUAACUACUCUCUGGAGGUGGGACAGGAGACCUUAGUUCACUAUGAUUGGGCGGCUUUGGAGAGACAACUGACUGACAGGUUGUUACGGGGAAGGCCUUUUGUUGAGUUCAAGGAAGAACGUUUCGCGUUCAGCCGAGACACCCGAGAUGACGCUGUAUUCACUUCUCUCUCUGGAAAAAUUCCUCAGGAAUCCAUUUCCCGCGUCAUCGAAAGCCAGAUUAUUGUAGAUCUGCGGUCUUCCUUGUCUGAUGUCUGUGAUGUUAUGUCGUCACUGGAUAUUGCCAUCGGUUUUCUUGCCUCAUCGGGCGGCCAGCCGGAGAGGCCUUUAAAAUGGUACUUGCAUGAAGUACUUAAGUUACCCAAAGAUCGAGGUCUUAAGAGUCCAACAGCAGAACAGCACUGCAGUUUAUCCCAUACCUUGGCAUUGUGGCGGCUUAUGGCUCUCGAGAGAGCAAAAAUCAAGUCAAGGAACAAACAGGAGCCUUUUGAUCAGUUGCCUGACGUUUUCAAGGAAAGACUUAGCUCAAGCGAACAGGCCAGCCUAAAUCGCGUGUUGCGAAAAAUCGACAUGGACAUAUUUCUGCCGCAGCUCUUGCAGAUUAUUCUUCUGAAUGUCAAAAAGGAUGGCGAGAUAAUUUCGACGAUGAGCUUUGAAGAGUACUUGGAUAUGUGUUUAGCCGACAAAGGUAUGGAACAAAUUCCAGGAGCGGAGAACAUUCCAGACAGCAUCAAAAUGACGCACCUAAAGGCAGUUUGGAACUCCGCUGUCCAGUUAUGUGACGACUUUCACAAAGAUCGUCAAGCAGUUUGAUCCUUUCUUUGAGAGCAGUCAGUUCAAAACUCCAGUGGUGCAGUCAGUUAGGUGUUAAGAUUAAAGAAAUGAAAGGGAAAUACUAGGAUAUAAACUAGUAAUAACAUUAAUGGUACAUGCUGAAUUUUCAUAACAGUUUGGCUUCUACCUUCAGUUUUCUAUCUUAUAGUAACGAGGUAUUAGACACACUUAAGAACAAUUCAAUUUCAAAAUUUAGCAUGUUAUAGAUACGGCCAUUUUUGUGGCUACUGUUUGGUACUUCGCGGUCGUUACAGUUAAUGGUUAGGAUCAGUCUGUUCCUUUUACUACAUAUAUUUACCUUUGUUUUAAUUAAAAUGUUAGAGGAAAUUUGUUCUCGAUGCCCCUUCCCAAAAAUGGUAGAAAAAAAGCAAGAGCUUUUGUCUCUGAAAUCUAAAGAGGCUAGUAUUAUUAAUUAAUUUUUCAUAGUUUUUUUUCUUAUGCACUCAGUAGAUAACUCGUAGUGCUACAGCUUUGAAUGAUGUAAGCAUGGUAUGCGAGCUUGGACCGCACCUUGAGUUGGUGUUAAUUAUAAGUUAGUAUCGACAGAAAAGUUUCCAUUUCAAUAAACUUUUGUAUAAAUUA